AUGUCUUCAGACACGCCGUCUCAGGCGCGGCCAAGGCAGCAACAAAUUUCUCCUUCCAUGAGGCCCAUGGCAUCCGCAGAUAACGGCUCGUCGGCGCAGUCAGCAGGGGCGACGGCAGCGCCUGCACCAACCGAUCCGCCGCCAACACCUCCCGGGCCUACACCGAUGGACACGACAGGCGGUCCGACAAAUGAGACCGCUGCAGUCCCAGCUACGGUUGCAAAUGCGGCUGCCGAGGGGAGCGCGCACCAGCAACAACCUGCGUCACAGAGAGCCGACACGAUCAAGAGGAGGAACUCGCCAUCCACUGCUCCUAUGGCACAGAACCCGGCGACCGGUUCUAAGAGGGCCAGGCCAGCGGCACCAGCACCCAAAGUCCUGCCACAAAGAUACGAGCUCUGCUCCGUGGAGGAUAUAGUGAUUCUGAUCGCUCAUAUGCUGGGCGAACUGAUCGAAACCAAUGAUCCUCUGGCCCUUCAGUCCGGCAACUUGACCAGGUUUCAUUCACGGACUGCACCGGGCAUCUCAGUACUGGACUAUCUGAACCGUCUAGCAAGGCAUGCCACUUUAUCCCCGCCGCUGCUCCUUGCAAUGGUGUAUUAUAUCGACCGGCUAUGCGCUCUAUACCCGGACUUCACAAUCAACACACUCACUGUCCACCGCUUCCUUAUCACGGCGGCCACGGUCGCAGCCAAGGGCCUGUCGGACUCCUUCUGGAACAACUCCACCUACGCCAGGGUUGGAGGAGUCAAAUUGGCUGAACUGAGGCUGUUAGAGCUUGAGUUUCUCUACAGGGUGGAUUGGAAGAUAGUUCCAAAUCCAGAGGUUCUAGUGGCUUAUUAUCGCGGACUGGUGGAGCGCGCUCCAGGAUAUGUGCUGGAAGGCGAGGAAGGCCAAGACGACGAGGAGCUAGAGGAUGGUGACGAAGAGGACUCGGACGACAUCGGGGAUGACGACGACCUAAUCACAGAUGAACCACAAACAUCAGCAUCUGGAUCAACAUCGAACAUCGCACAAACGACUUAG
Thyridium curvatum is the source of this 1026-nucleotide messenger RNA. RefSeq lists its product as uncharacterized. Bases 1 to 1026 code for a protein of 341 amino acids. The record is from RefSeq and is a predicted model, not a curated record. Gene Ontology annotation, biological process: regulation of cyclin-dependent protein serine/threonine kinase activity. Gene Ontology annotation, molecular function: protein kinase binding; cyclin-dependent protein serine/threonine kinase regulator activity. The transcript has 2 exons. Gene Ontology annotation, cellular component: cyclin-dependent protein kinase holoenzyme complex; nucleus. Lineage: Eukaryota; Fungi; Ascomycota; Sordariomycetes; Thyridiales; Thyridiaceae.